Molecule: messenger RNA, 3562 nt
Organism: Tripterygium wilfordii
Lineage: Eukaryota; Viridiplantae; Streptophyta; Magnoliopsida; Celastrales; Celastraceae
Product: pentatricopeptide repeat-containing protein At2g33680-like
Exons: 4
Coding region: 607-2736 (709 amino acids)
Biological process (GO): RNA modification
Molecular function (GO): protein binding; RNA binding
Source: RefSeq, a predicted model, not a curated record
GAUGGUAAAUGUUCUUCCUCAGUUCUUCUGAAUCGCCUUUAUUGUCAAACUUCCUUCUUUCGUGGGAAGAAAAUCAACCAAGUUUACAAAACGGCGUCGUCCCAAAGAAAAAUACGAUAAAAAAAAGGACAGAACGACGUCGCUCCGGUUUUAAUUAGGCAUUUUUAUAAUCUCUAGUCUAAAGAAUGUAUAUAAAUCCAAAAAAAUAAAGAAAAUAAAACGGCCCAACAAGGCCCAAAUUCGAAGCAGAAGACACGAAGUUGAGCCCAAGAGUAAGGCUCAUCGAGGCCAUCGGGCCCAGUAGCCCACGUGCCAACUGCCAAAUAUCUAUCGACGGUAGACAAGCAAACAAGCAGUCAAGCAGAGAGACUCUUGUGUUUAACGGCCAAACCGCAAAAAGCUGGCUCAGUAUAAUAAUCUCCUCUCUUCUCCUCGUUUUCCUUAUAACGUUCUCCUUCUUUGAUCCCCUCUUUCUCCCAUUCCUGCAAGAAAUCUCAUAUUCUGAACUCACUUCCUGGUAAAUUGAACACUUCCGACUCUUGUUUGAUUUCAGCUAAAUUUUCGCGAAUGUGUUCCAUUGUUUGAAACUGUAACUGGACAGAGUUCAUGAUUCUGUCUCCUAGAAACCGCGCCUUCUUCAACGAACUUGUUCAACAUACCAAACAGAAGAACAUCCAGAAGGGCAGAACUGUACACGCGAAGAUAAUCAAAACUGGUUCCUUUUCUUGCAUAUACAUCUCCAAUAGCCUCGUCAAUUUCUAUGCGAAGUGCGGUCACUUAUCUCAAGCCAACUUAGCGUUUGAAGAAAUAACCAACAAAGACGUGGUCUCAUGGAACGCCUUAAUCAAUGGCUACUCUCAACAGGGUCUCACGGGCUCGCUCCUUGUUAUAAAGCUAUUCCAGCACAUGAGGGCAGAGAAUGCCUUACCAAAUGCACACACUUUUGCUGGCGUUUUCACUGCCGCUUCUUGGUAUUUAUCGAGCGCGUCAGUUGGUCAGCAAGCUCAUACGCUUGCAAUCAAGACUGCAACAUUUUAUGAUGUCUAUGUUGGGAGUUCUCUUCUCAACUUCUAUUGCAAGGCGGGUCUUGUUUUGGAGGCUCGCAAAUUGUUUGAUAAAAUGCCUGAGAGGAAUGCGGUGUCUUGGGCUACUAUGAUAUCUGGGUAUGCUAUUCAACGGUUGGCAGUGGAGGCUUUGGGGCUUUUUGAGUUGAUGCGUAGUAAAGGUGAGGGUGAGGAGAAUGAAUUUGUGUUUACAAGCCUACUUAGUGCUUUGGUUGUUCCUGAAAUCGUUAAUAGUGGUAGGCAAAUACAUGGUCUUGCAGUUAAGAAUGGGUUAUUGUCGUUUGUAUCUCUUGGAAACGCUCUUGUUACUAUGUAUGCAAAAUGUGAGAGCAUGGGUGAUGCAUUUCAAAUCUUUGAAUUAUAUAAUGAGAAAAAUACGAUUACAUGGUCAGCCAUGAUCACUGGUUAUGCUCAAAGUGGGGAUUCUGAGAAAGCUUUGAAAUUGUUUUCUAAGAUGCAUUUUUCUGGGAUGAAGCCCAGUGAGUUCACCCUCGUUGGGGUUCUUAAUGCUUGUAGCGACAUUGGUGCUUUUAAGAAAGGAAAACAAGUACACAGCUAUUCAUUGAAGUUGGGGUUUGAGCCUCAAAUAUUUAUAAUGACAGGAUUGGUUGACAUGUAUGCAAAAUGUGGCUGUACAGUAGAUGCUCGGAGAGGGUUUAAUCUUCUGCAAGAACCUGACAUUGUUCUUUGGACUUCCAUGAUUGCGGGGUAUGUGCAGAAUGGGGAGAAUGAAGAAGCCUUGAGCAUGUAUUGCAGAAUGCAGAUGGACGGGAUUUUGCCCAAUGAAAUAACUAUGGCCAGUAUUCUAAAAGCAUGUGCAAGCCUUGCUGCUUUGGAACAGGGAAAGCAAAUUCAUGCCCGUACUCUCAAAUAUGGAUUUAGUCUAGAAGUUCCAAUUGGAAGUGCCCUUUCAACCAUGUAUGCGAAGUGUGGGAAUCUGGAAGAUGGGAACCUUGUCUUUAGGAGGAUGCCUGCGAGGGAUGUAGUCUCAUGGAAUGCUAUGAUAUCUGGCCUUUCUCAGAAUGGACGUGGGGAAGAAGCUUUGGAACUUUUUGCGGAGAUGAUAGUGGAGGGCACAAGGCCAGACUAUGUUACAUUUGUAAACAUUCUCUCGGCUUGUAGUCACAUGGGAUUGGUGGACAGAGGCUGGACUUAUUUUAGAAUGAUGUUUGAUAAAUUCGCCAUAGCUCCAAGCGUAGAGCAUUAUGCUUGCAUGGUUGACAUCCUAAGCCGUGCUGGAAGGCUCAGUGAGGCUAAAAACUUUAUUGAAUCUGCUACCAUAGAUCAUCACAUGUGUUUAUGGCGUAUUUUAUUGAGUGCUUGUCGAAACUACCGCAAUUAUGAAUUGGGAGCAUAUGCUGGAGAGAAACUGAUGGAGUUGGGCUCACUAGAAUCAUCUGCUUAUGUAUUGCUGUCGAGUAUCUACACUUCCUUGGGCAGGUCAGACGAUGUUGAGAGGGUCAGGAAGACGAUGAAACUUAGAGGGGUGAGUAAAGAGCCUGGGUGUAGCUGGAUUGAGAUUAAGAGUAAAGUUCAUGUGUUUGUUGUGGGAGACGAAAUGCAUCCCCAGGUUGGAGAAAUACGUGUAGAACUACGAAGGUUACUUAAACAAAUGAAGGAUAAAGGCUACAAGCCUACUCUAGAUUAUCCUUCUGCUACCAUUUCAGUUUGAAGGGCUGAGCCUCAAAGCUAGAACUAGUGACAGUAUUCAGUUGGAGCAGCAUUACCGAAGUACAUGGUAUGUUGGGCACAGUUGCUACGAUUGUUAGGGAAGAAGGUCUGUCUGCACUCUAGAAACGCAUUGUACCAGGGCUACAUCGUCAAUGCCUGUCUGGGGGUUUAAGAAUUGGGCUAUAUGAGCUGAUUAAGACCAUAUAUGUGGGAAAAGACUUCGUUGGAGAUUUUCCUUUGUCCAAGAAGAUUCUUGCUGCAUUUACAACCGGAAGGAGUUGAUGCUCUCCGGACUGGACUUGGACCCAAUAUAGCAUGGAAUGGCAUUAUAAAUGCCGCUGAAUUAGCUAGCUAUCAUCAAGUGAAGCAGUUGGACUAGAUGCAUCAAGGCAACAAAACUGUAUUUUCCCAUUUAACAUUUCUGCCAACUUACAGUUUUUGAUAUCAGUCAUCUGUGAAUUCAUACUGCACUCUAAAUUUAGAGUGUUUUUGGUUGAGUUUUGAGUAAAAUAUGGUUUACAUCAGUUACUCUAAAAUUUCUCCGAAAUUGCAGUUUUAAACAGUAAACCCCUAGAAGUAGAGUUACUCCAUUUAAAAUUUCAUACGGUAUUAUUAUUUGGUUAAGAAAGCUGUAAAUAUAGAGAAUCUGUUAAGAAGAGCCGACAACGCAAAUGGUCUUGUAGUGUAAAUGUCAUAAAAUCUGUCCUCUCUUCAUAUUUCGGGUCCAACUCCUAUGCCAUUCAUUUCUUUCAUCAAAAAACCUUAAAACUCUGCAAUGGAAAUAAAGAUACAAUAGCCACAAAAUUACUUUCCCUCCCAAAAAAAAA